AUGGCAACUUCUCGACCAUACUACUCCUUCGGCAUUGCCUCCCAAGUCCUCAAAAAAUCUGGUGGUGUUAGAUUCACAGACACCCAGCACCGAAAGUCCAAGGAGGAGAGAGAGACGCAGAGACAGAGAGCGAGACAAAGGGAGGAGGAGAUGCUGGACAAUUCAACGACAUCUGCUGCUGCUGCUGAACCAGUUCUCAAGCGCUAUGCACCUCCCAAUCAAAGAACUCGGUCUCUCAAUAGGCGCAAAUCAGCAGAGAAGAAUCAGUCUGUCACUUUAAGAAAUAUUCCUGCUGCAGAACAUGGUGAGACGGGGAGCAGCAGCCUCUUGAACGAGAACACUCAUCCAGUGCUAAUAGCUUUAGAAGGGUGUUCCCACAGUGCAGCUUCUCAUUUUUUGAAUGAACGUUGGGUGGCUGCAAUGAAUUUCUAUAAUAAUACGACAAUAGAUUUAUCUGAGAGGCCAGUUAUGUACUCUGGAAGUAGCGCAUCAGCAUGGGGGCAUUUCAGACUUCCUCACCAGCUCAUGUCUCAAGCAAAUAGUGCUGGAGAUUCUUCUGGGUUGCGGAUGGACUUCUUGACUGAACUUCGCCAUGCCAUGGCCAAAGCUAAUACUGGUUCUGACUAUUAACAUUCCCAUGAACUUUACAAAAUCAACUUAUGUUUGCCUCAUGGUUAAAGUACCUUUUGAACUCUUGUGCUUUGUUUCAAUGCCAGAUGUAAUUUAUUUUGUAUAACCAUGGUCCAAAGGCAAAACCAUGGUCCAAAGGCAACAAUGUACUUUAACUUAAUCGGGCUUGUGCUUUUCAGAUGGACCCUAUGUAGCUAUUUUAUGGAUUUGCAUUUUUCAACAAUUUUCAUGGAAUCUAAAAUACUACGAGACCUUUUGUGUUUUGA
Molecule: messenger RNA, 896 nt
Organism: Tripterygium wilfordii
Lineage: Eukaryota; Viridiplantae; Streptophyta; Magnoliopsida; Celastrales; Celastraceae
Exons: 7
Coding region: 1-630 (209 amino acids)
Source: RefSeq, a predicted model, not a curated record